This is a messenger RNA of Nicrophorus vespilloides, 1343 nucleotides long. It is a transcript of the gene SC35, whose product is annotated as serine/arginine-rich splicing factor 2. The coding region runs from base 154 to 690 and encodes 178 amino acids. Gene Ontology annotation, molecular function: RNA binding. Lineage: Eukaryota; Metazoa; Arthropoda; Insecta; Coleoptera; Silphidae. The transcript is spliced from 6 exons. The record is from RefSeq and is a predicted model, not a curated record.
UCGUGUUGUUGGUAACGGUAUUAUUAUGUUGGUCCUACUGUUGGUUCCUGAGGAAAAGCCACCUAAAGCAUGCGCAAAAAAUGCGUCGGCCAUUUUAGAGAGUGCAUGUAGCAGAUCGAGUUCCUCCGUUUGUACCGUGCCCGAAAGACCAAGAUGAGUUACGGACGACCGCCACCCCGCAUCGAGGGCAUGGUUUCUCUAAAAGUUGAUAACCUCACUUACCGAACAACUCCGGAUGAUCUGCGAAGGGUCUUCGAAAGAUGCGGCGAGGUGGGCGAUAUUUACAUCCCUCGGGAUCGAUUCACGCGCGAAAGCAGAGGAUUUGCUUUCGUAAGAUUUUAUGAUAAACGUGAUGCACAGGAUGCUUUAGAUGCCAUGGAUGGUAGAAUGUUGGAUGGCAGGGAGUUGAGGGUACAAAUGGCACGUUAUGGAAGGCCGACGUCGCCCCAUAGGAGGUAUGGUAGAUCUAAUAGGAGGAGGGGGGGACAUUCGAGAUCAAGAUCCAGGUCUCGAUCACGAUCCAGAAGACGCUCCAGGUCUCGUUCAUACAGAAGACGUUCGCCGAGUCGCAGCCGGUCAAGAUCAGACAGCAAAAGUUCAAGAGGUCGCUCCAGAUCUCGUUCCAAAUCCGAAAAGAGAGGCGGCGACAGGGAGAAUAAUACCAAGUCGCGUUCCCGGUCUAAAUCAUAGAUAUCCUAGACCUGGCGGUGCCUUUUUCAAUUUUUGGCGCCCUCAUAGUUGCCAUGUUGCGGUUUGUGUUUAAGAAAAUCAAGGCGUGGCAGUGUUAGCUGUGGCGUGUCGAGGGAGAAAGAGAGGCUGAGUCAAAGAGACCUGGUGUAGCUGUUUCUCAGCCCCACGUGCAGUUGCAGUAGCAGUCCCAGGUUGCGGGGGCGUACUCUUAGCAGAGCUGUCUGUGGCCGCCCAGGUGCUGUACUGUCGCAAAAAAUUCAUUCAUUGAUUUUGGGGCUUGACAAACAUAUGACCGAGACAACUUUAAUCUUGAUUUUCAGACUAGACUUUCGAUCAGACUGUUUUGUUUUGAGAACCUAUAGAGGUAGAUUGAGAGAGAAAGAGAUUGAGAGUAGUGGCGGUGAUCAUGAUGAUGAUGAUGAUCGUGGUGGUUUUCUCUGAGGUUAUGUAUUUUUUAUUCGAUCUUUUUAUUAUCAUUAUUUUUUUUCCUCUCUCCGUUGAUUGAACUGUGCAUUCAACUGAUCAUUUAUGUCCAGGAAGGUAAGACUACUCAUCAUUUCGUAAAGGCAGGUAGGUAUAUCUAUUGAGAUGCAAUAUUAAAUUGUCUUUUUCUUCUAUUCUUUUACAGAGACCACAUAAAAAACACUUCUGUU